This is a messenger RNA of Acanthaster planci (crown-of-thorns starfish), 1838 nucleotides long. RefSeq lists its product as uncharacterized. NCBI's taxonomy places the organism in Eukaryota, Metazoa, Echinodermata, Asteroidea, Valvatida, Acanthasteridae. The record is from RefSeq and is a predicted model, not a curated record. Gene Ontology annotation, cellular component: membrane.
CUAAGGCGGUUGCGUUCACACAAGCCCUGCACAGUGGUCCCUCCAUUACUAAUACGUACACACAAUCGCCCGAGCAAGGUUCAGAGAUAAGACAUACAUAGUUACAAAGUACCAACCGCAGUUUGAACCCCACCUUAAUUAUUUGAUACAAAAAUCCACCAGAAGUGGUCUGGAUUGUAAUUUGUUGCAUGUGAGAAGUUGUUGCUAACGUUAUCUACGUGUACACCACAGCGCACUGUGGAAUUUAGGCAACUGAUCACACAACAUUUGGGAGGAGUUUGUCUGCCGUGCAACCGACUUUGGGCACCGGUACCGACGUGCUACAAGGCACGGCGUUUGCAACUUCUUCUGUCCAGUGACGACGUGGAAACCUAACCAUGGACAAAGGAGAUGUCAUUGAGGAGGUGAAGCCCCAGAAGGAUUACUUUGUCUUCUCCAUUGUGUCCUUUUUCUUUUGCCCUGUUUUCGGGAUUCUGGCGAUAUGGAAGUCCUCAAAGACUCGGGAGAAGCUUCGCAAGGGUGACGAUUGGUACGCUGAACUGGCCGCAAUGGACGCUCUCAAGUGGGCCUUGACAGCGGUGGCCGUUGGGGGCGCUGUUUACUUCAUGGCUAUUCUCCUCGUCAUUUACUGGUUGGUCAGGUACUACUUUGGCAAUGACGAAAGUCCCUUCAUUGAUUUGUGAGCUGAGCCCGCCCAAUGCAUCCCAGCAGCAACGAUCACUCGUGGGUUGCUUUUGCGAAAGCAAGAGAGAACAGACUCUUAUUUUGCAUGAUGAUGAUGGCGCCCUACAAGUAAGUCCGACAUUCAAACGACAGUUUGGGCACCACGGUUUGCUGUAUAAUUUGGGUCAAAAAGAACACUUCUCUAAGUCAACGAAGACAUUUUCCGGCUCAUUUCGACCCGAGAAAGUGUUCUUUUUGACCAAGCAAUGGGGUGAAUCAAACCGAUGGAGCAUAUGGUAGAGUUUAAAACUAAUGAUCUCUUACCAUGAAGUGAAAAAGAGAAAUAAGAGGCUUUGUGUCGAAUUAGUAAACGUUGGAGGUUUGUUUAGAGACAGUGUCAAUUUUAUACUUCUGUGAUUUACUCGAAUAGAGGGAAAGGAGCACAAAGGCAGCAGUGAUUAGACAUUACGUUAAAAAUUAAUUAUGUAAAUGUUCACAUACAUGUAUGGCAUGCAAACCCUUUUGAUUAAAAAUUGUAAUUUUUUUUAUUUCUAUGGUAACACGAUUAUAUCUAAUUAAUAAUUACACGUGUACUUUCUAUUUAGUCACUACCUUUUUUGUUCCAAACCCCUCAGUUUUAUAUAAAAUAACUUGUUUAAAAGCUAGCAAAAUAUCUGAAUCCUCUUGGCGAUUACUUGAGGAGUAAUAUUUUAGAUUUUUCUAGCAAAAAUAAUUGUCAUUUUUUGUGAAAUACAGAAUUCAGGCUCGUGAAAAAAAUACCUUCUUAUUCUAAACAUGUACCGCUCUUUAAGCGGACUUAGGCUAUGCAAAAAAGGCUAAACUAGUUCACCAUGAUAGAAAAAUCAACCGUAAUAUUUAGUAUUUUGAAACUGAUAAUGUAAAUAAUUCUCAAGUAUACAAUUAUGAAUUUGUUUUAAUUACGCACAGUAAAUGGGCCUGCUAUUGAAGAAAUUCUUCCACUGGUCUAGUCUCAUUCUGAAAACCUUUUGUUGUAGCAUUCUAAAAGUUUUGAUGUAUAUGUACAUGUGAAUUUGUCGCGCUCAUUAUUAACUAAAUUUCUGUUUGUUCUGAAAUACCAGCCAUACAUUUCGAUCAUCAUCUCGAUGGUUGGGUAUGAACUGUUGAAUAAAACCAAUUUAUAGUACAAUAAAUUA